AGAGAGAGAGAUGAAGAGGCGCCGUGAGAAAGUGAUCUUUUUCUCCCUCCUCCUCCUCCUCUUCCCGUUUUCUCUUCAAAGCAACCAAGACGAAAACCAAGAAUUAUGUGACCAGCAGACUCCAAUGUGCUCGCAAGAAGUGUCCCAGCUAGCCAGGUCUUCAGCAUCGGCCGUUCACCUAACACCAGUGAACGCUCGUGUGCAUUCCGGCGUCCUUGAGGGGUGUGAGGGCGCUUCAGUUACCAUGAGCUGUGUGAACCAAACUUAUUUCUACUUUAGCUACCUUUCUCCCCUCACCACUGUCACCCUUACCUGUGCCGAGGGGAAGUGGGUGCUCUCCUCACCUGCCCCUCAUUUCGUGGAGACUCACCUGUGGGAAACGCGACUUAAUGGAUGUCACGAAAGAGCACAGUGUUACCUGGAGUACUUAUUGGAGAGUGACAUGCGAGUGACGAGUGGCUGGGACGUGGAAGGAGAGUUGGUCACGAAAGAGGGGAGGGUGGAGCGACUGGAAUGGAACGAGAAAGUGGAAGAGGGUGAGACAUUAAUCCUGAAGGGCAGCGAGGGGGACGAGGUGGACAUGACCUGCUACGAGCCUAAUUCACUCCUGUGGUCCCAUAGUGAGGUGGUUUCCCGCUACACCUUCCAUUGCAACGACUAUGGCAAAUGGAAGAGGCGGAAGAACAAGUGCUAUGAAGUUUGUCAGACGCAAAAAGGGGAAGUGUGCCGUUUUCCCUUCCUUUACGGGGGUGUGGAGUACGACAGAUGCUUGGAGGUGGAUGGGCAGGAGUUUCCCAUGUGUGGAGUGGCAUACUAUGUGCAGAACUCCUCGGAACUCCACCUUUGUAAUAUGAAUUCUGACAACAGUAAAUGCAACCAAAAUUCACAUGAGAAAUUAGUGUGUGGAGGAGGGCCGGAGUGCAUUGCCUCCUUGAACCUUCACGGAGAUGCACGCCUUACCUACAGCCUGGCCACUGCACCAAGGGAGGAGGUGGAAGUUUACCCUAGCUAUAUCUCGUCUGACUUACAGGUGGGAAACAGCCUCUAGCAAAGUUGUUGUGUUAUUGUUUGUGGUCUAUUGGUAUUUUGAAGGGUGAAAAUUUGUGUUUGUAUAGCUUUUGCUUGUCCUGGCUAUACUUUGAUGUACUGGUGACAAACAGCCUCUAGCAAAGUUGUCAUUAUGUUGUGACCGAUGUGUAUUUUGAAGGUAAAAAAAUGAGGUUCGUAUAUUUUUCUUGUUUUGUUUUGCUAGUCAUCCUUACCUGACUUAAUCUUUCUAACUUGUCUAAGGCACAUAUUCUGAAACACUUCCGCGCCUCACAGCACCUUCACUACUUUCAAAAGGGGCGCUAGUUGAAGUGACACGGGUUAUUAUUAAUGGUAUUUCUGUAUUUCCAGUGACAUGUUAACAAGUUUUCUGCAUUACUAACAGGACAAAUACUCAAAAGGUUCUAGUUUAAGUGAUGUGAGUUUUAAAGGUAAUUGUAGUGACAUGUUAACAAGUUCUCUGCAUUAUUAACAGGACAAAUACUCUUUAAAACUGGGCUAAUCGUCUCUGUGGUCUUUGAAAAUGGUCGCGGUGAAAGAGGAAAGCAUUUUUUGAAUAUGGCGCUAAACCAACAUAUCACUUUCUAACUCUCUAUCUAUCUGUCUAUCCAUCUACUUCCCUGUCUAUCAAUCUCUACCAUCCUUGCCUGACUUCAUCUUUCUUACCUGUCUAAAUCUACUUCACCUGGAGAACUCUAUCUCACACCUAACUCUCUCUCUAUCUGUCUAUCCAUCUAUCAUCUUUCACCAGUCUUUCGUAUCAAACCUUCCUUAUCUUACCUUUCCUCACCUUCCUCCCGCAGGGUUGUCACGGGGAAAGCUUCUCUCUCACCUGUCCCGAGGGUCACGAGGUGUGGGUGUAUGUCGGGGCAAGUGGGUAUAUCUUCCACCACCACGAGCUUUUCACACAGUGCCUCUUGUCUGAAUCUCAUCUUUAUUUCCUAUACGAGGACGAUUACAUUAGUUAUAUCUUCUAUACUGACAGCGUUUAUGAUAUUCACUGCUCUGCUCCUGUUAGUGAUGCUUCUACUACUACUACUACUACUUCUGCUGCUACUACUACUACUACUACUACUACUGGUGUUACUUUCUUUACCGCUAAUGUUUCUGUUUUUAAUGAUACUACUACUUCUACUGCUGCUACUACUACUACUGAUGUUGCUAAUACUACUACUACUACUGCUGCUGCUAAUGUCACUACUACUACUACUACUGUUGCUAAUGAUUC
Molecule: messenger RNA, 2275 nt
Organism: Portunus trituberculatus (swimming crab)
Lineage: Eukaryota; Metazoa; Arthropoda; Malacostraca; Decapoda; Portunidae
Exons: 8
Coding region: 11-1048 (345 amino acids)
Source: RefSeq, a predicted model, not a curated record